GGCCCUGCACUAGUUCUGUUCUCACCUUCUGGACUCGAAGUUAAUUACCUGAUUGAUUCAUGUGUGUUGCCGACUUUACUUCUAUUUAUCAUUAAUUUUACUGUUUUUAGUUGUUGAUUGGUGAGAUUUGGUAGGCAGCAAUUUUGUCUUACGGGAUUACUUCGGGGGGAGGUUAUGCUCAUGUCAUGUGUAUUAACCAAAUUUCUGAAAAUUCGAUACAUGUCUCUACUUAGGUUGUUGAUUUCAUCCUACGAAAUGGUCAUUUCUGCAACAUUUGGAGUCAGUCGUCACCUCUCUCCAAUGAGGAGUAACAAAUGGCUGAAGAGGCAAGUGGCGUGGAUAAGUCCUCACUACUCUGUCGGGUUGAAGAUCUACAACGUGAAAGAGAUGAAAAGCAGCAUGCUUUGGAAGUAUUUAUCCGUCGGGUUGAAGGGCUCCAAUAUGAUUUGGAUGAGAAAACAGACCUAGUUGAAGUAUUAUCUCGUCGAGUUGAAGAACUCCAGCGAGAACGAGAUGAACUUAGGAAAGAUAUUGAGCAAUUAUGCAUGCAACAACAAGCUGGUCCUGGAUAUGUUUCUGUUGCAACUCGAAUGCUUUCUCAGAGGACAGCUGCUUUGGAGCAGGAUAUUGAAAAUCUUCAGAAGAAGUUAGGUGGAUGUUUAAGAGAGAACCAAAAUUUGCAAGAGGAGCUUGCUGAGGCUUAUAGAAUUAAAAGUCAGCUUGCUGAAUUACAUGGGGCUGAGCUAUCAAAGAACAAGGAACUAGAGAAGCAAGUAAGGUUUUUCCAAAGCAGCGUUGCUCAAGCAUUUGCUGAACGAGACAAUUCGUUAAUGAAGUGUGAGAAAGCAAAGGAGCGAGAAGAAGCAAUUUUACAAAAGUUUGCCAAAUUCGAGGAAAGGACAAGAGAAUAUCAAUCAUCAAUUGAUGAUCAGAAACGGUCAAACGAUGCCUUACAAAUGGAGCUGAUGAGGCUUAAAGAGCAGACACAAUCUUCCUUGAAAGUUAUUCAAAAAUUUUAUGAUGUUCGUUGUAGAGACUCUGAAUGCUCUGUGAACAUUACUCUUGAAGAAAAAUGUUCAGUUCUUCUGGACGAUUCUGCUGAUAAUUGGAGUUUCAGCUCAGAUGGAGGAACCUCAACUUCGAAGUACAUUGCAUCUCUAGAAGAAGAGAAAGAUUCACUGAGAGCUAAAAUAGCUAAGCUUCAAAACAAUCUAAGAAUGGGCCUUGAAAUUGAGCAACAUUUGCAAAGAAAUGCACGAGUAUUAGAGAAAAGACAGGCACUCUAUGAUGAGUUUAUGAGAAAUGGCCUUUCAACUCUUCAAAAGUUGCAUAUACAACAAAGGGAUGACAUUAUGAAAAUAUUGGAAGAAGAAUCAUCUCAGUUGAGCACUGUUGUUAAUGAGAUUCAAGAUAAGUUAAGUAAAAUUCGUAUCAACCCUGAAAUCAAUGAAAACCCUGUUGGAGAGAUGCAAUGCUGUGACAGCAGUUGUAAAGAUGUACAUGUUACUACAGAUGUCAGCCCUGGCAUCAGCCCUAAGGGGGACAUUCCUUCUGAUUGUGCAACAUUUGGUGAAUCGGAUGUGCUUGUGCAAGCUUUGCAUGAGAAGAUGGAGGCACUUAUGCUCUUCUCACAGGAACAAGAAAGAUACCUAUUGGAGAAGCAGAGAAACCAAAUUGUCAUCGAGGAACUUCAGAAGAACUUAUCUCAAGUAAAAGAGGAAAAGGUUAAAAUCUUGGUAGAAUUAGCAAAACUUAAAGAAGAAUAUCUGAUGUUGAAAGGAAAUUCAACACCAAAGGAUGGUCAUGGGGCUGUUGAUAAUAUGAAAAUCAUUCCUGCACAUGAUCGACAAGGGAUGUUUAAAACUAUCAUGAAUAGAACAUCUCUAAGACAUUGGAUAAAAAAAGAAAACACUAAUAUUGGGCAUGAGUGCUCUGAUGAAAACGUUCAUACAGUCAGGAAACAUCACUCAGAGGAUCUUGCAAGGGUUAAAGCUGAAAAUGCUGCUCUUUUGGAAAGUGUUGCCACUAUGGAACACCUCACUUCGUCAGUGCAUAGACUGCAUAUUGUGCUUAUGAAGGCCUUUGAGGAUGUCAAAUCGGCUCACUCUUUAGAGAGUACGUAUGAAGCGUUGAACAGUCUCAUAACCGAAGCAAACCUUAUGAAGACAGCUCUUGGUGUAGCUCUCCCCGUAAGCUGGUUAGGGGAUUCAUCAGAUGCUAUUACUAGUGAUGCUCUCUAUGAUCCAUCUGAAUCACCUAAAUCAUCGAAGUCAGAGAAACAAGACCCCCUCAGCUCUGCGGGCAUGGAAAUGGUGGAGCUACUAAUAUUAGCUGCUGAUAUCCUCAAGGAUAGCUUUAUAUUGAAUAACAAAUAGGUGAGAAGGAUGUACUGCACGCCCAUUGAUGGCAAGCUGAGUAUCUGGAAGCGCAAGGAGUGAGUUUACAGUCAUACUUUUUCAUGUGGAUACUGUAGAAUUAGAAUACAGAAAAAGCAUGUCCAUUAAAUUGUUUCCAAAUGUCCGAACUCGUAGGAACUAAAUUUGGAAACAAAUGUCCGAACUCGUAGGAACUAAAUUUGCAAAGAGUGUUGUAGUGCAAUCAAUAAUUUAGUCCUGAAAGGGAUUAACGUUUGGUGUAUAUACGUCAAUUGAUUGGAGUAAUCACAGCUGUCCUGUAAUAAUAGAACUACUAAAGUUGAUGAAAUACGGAUUAUCGUGCGCUACC
This is a messenger RNA of Oryza sativa Japonica Group (Japanese rice), 2724 nucleotides long. NCBI's taxonomy places the organism in Eukaryota, Viridiplantae, Streptophyta, Magnoliopsida, Poales, Poaceae. The record is from RefSeq and is a predicted model, not a curated record.